CUUUUUUUUUUUUUAAGCCCCUGGUGGAAGGCAGGCUGGGCUGUAGCGCCCCAACUUUACUGAACAUCAGCAAUGCAGGAAGUCAGAGUGGUGACAUCAGCGGGCAAAUAUCUGGAGCUGGUCCGGGCAGCAGCUGAAGGAGCCCAAGAGACAGAGAGAGACAGAGAGACAGAGGGAGAGAGAGAGGUAAAAGCAGGCAGCGCUCCUGAGCCCUGAGCCCGGGGGAGCGGGCGGCAGAGGAGUCUGCACGGAGAGCCCAGCUUCCUGACAUCUCCAUUCGUGAUAUUUCGCCUUCAAAUGCCUAAUUUCCUCAUUCCACUGGAUGUGGGCAAAGCAGAGUCUUGAUGCACAGUUAAGACCACUGGUAUCUACUCUUGACAAGUAGAUCACUAUAUCUCCAACUGUGAAGCUGACAUGUUUUUAUAAGAUUUCUUUGAAAGACGCUAUUGCAAAGUGGAAAGAAAGCUGGCCUCAGAUUCAGACCUGGGUCCAAGUGUUACCUCUGACUCAACUCUGGCGGUAUCAUCCUGAACGAAUCACUUAACUUCAGUACCCCAGAUGACAGUCAUGUCCCACUCAAAGGACCUCAAAGAUGACUUUCACAGUGACACAGUGCUCUCCAUCUUAAAUGAACAACGAAUUCGGGGAAUUUUGUGUGAUGUCACUAUCAUCGUGGAGGACACCAAAUUUAAAGCUCACAGCAAUGUCCUGGCAGCUUCAAGCCUUUAUUUCAAAAAUAUAUUUUGGAGUCGUACUAUCUGCAUUUCCAGUCACGUCCUGCAGUUGGAUGACCUCAAGGCUGAAGUGUUUACAGAAAUACUUAAUUAUAUCUACAGUUCCACGGUUGUUGUGAAGAGACAGGAAACAGUGACUGAUCUUGCAGCUGCAGGAAAAAAGCUGGGAAUAUCAUUUCUGGAAGAUCUUACAGAUAGCAAUUUCUCAAACUCUCCAGGUCCCUAUGUAUUUUGCAUAACAGAGAAGGGUGUGGUUAAGGAAGAAAAGAAUGAAAAAUUAUCCGAUGAACCAACUAUUACCAAUGGACCAAGAAUCACGAAUGCAUUUUCCAUCUUCGAAACAGAAAAUAAUAACAAUAUGUUUUCUCCCCUGGACUUGAGGGCGAGUUUCAAAAAAGUCUCGGAUUCAAUGAGAACACCCAACUUUGACCUAGAAAGGAAUGAUGGUUGCAAUGAGGCUGAACCGGUCAGGACACUAGCCGAACAUUCCUACGCCGUCCCAUCAGCAAUGGAUGCUUUUCAAGGUCGUCCUCCAUACGAGUCUGCUGCCAGCCCAUCUUUUGUGAGAAGUGAAGAGCAUUCUGAUGAGGGGCCAGCAAAGACACAGACAUGCAGGACCCCCAAGACACCCCCAGGACCUCAAGCUUCCAGUUCAGCAGUGGCAAAAGUAGCACCCCCUAAAGGACCCAAUACAGAGGUUCAUCAAGAAAAACCCCCAGAACCAGCCAUUACUUCCGUUUCAGAUUCUCACAAGAGUCAAGAAGACAACCAGUUUCCCAGGGAAGAUGAAAAUCCACCUGCUAACAUUCCUGAUCCUCCUCCUCUUCCUCCACCUCCUUCUGUUUACGACUGCACUUUUUGCUCCAAAUCAUUUGAAAAUCAGGCUUUACUGGAGUCCCACCUGCAGCUCCACACAAAGCCUCAGGAUGCUUUCGUGUGCAAAUACUGCGACAAACAAUUUACUACUUCCAACAGGUUGGACAAGCAUGAGCAGAUCUGUAUGAACUCGGACCGUCCUCCUAUUCCUGGGGGAAACCAAGCUACCUUUUCAACUCCAGAUGGAAAAACUGAAGGUUCCUACAAAAGCCCUGAAAUGCAGUCGGCUGACAACAAGAUGGGGGAACAUUCGGGCACAAGCCGGACCUUGGCAGACGUGGAGCACACGGUGAAGGUUGUGGAUGGGCAAGUACUCUACACAUGUGUCGUGUGCAAGCGUAGCUACGUCACUAUAUCUAGCCUCCGAAGACACGCCAACGUCCACUCGUGGAGGAGAACCUAUCCUUGUCACUACUGCAGCAAAGUGUUUGCUCUGGCAGAAUACAGGACCAGGCAUGAAAUCUGGCACACCGGAGAGAGGCGGUAUCAGUGCAUCUUCUGCCUGGAGACUUUCAUGACUUACUAUAUCCUCAAGAACCAUCAGAAAUCCUUCCACGCAAUUGACCAUCGGCUUCCCGUGAAUAAGAAGACAGCCAACGGAGGCCUGAAGCCCAAUAUCUAUCCUUAUAAGCUUUACAGACUGCUGCCUAUGAAGUGCAAAAGGGCUCCCUAUAAGAGCUACAAAACUACAUCCUAUGAAAAUCCACCAGAAAACAGCCAGCCUGCUGAGGCUGCUCCGAGUUCCUGCAUUAUUAAGAAUCCAAGAAGCUCUGAAUUGACUACUUUGACUUUCCAAGACAAUGUGAAUAUGAUGUCAGAUAGUACAACUGCUUUACCCAGUGCUCCUUUGGGUAAAGAAACGCAGCAAGCUACAGAUUCUCAAAAUGGAGCCUCAUGGGGAGAAGGAGGAGGAGGAGGAGGUAGAGGAGAAGGAGGAGGAGGAGGAGAAGAGGAAGGAGGAGGAGGAGGAGGGCUGCUGAGCCCUGCUAAAAAUAACUUUAUUCCUGCUGAGAAGCCAGUUCCCGCAGGGGGAAAAAGUCUCACUUCUGGCUCACAGGGAGGAGGUGACAUGACAAUUCCAUCCUACAGUAAUGUCAGCGAAAAUGCCACAUCGGUCAUCAGCUACAGCAGUUCAGCUCCAUCUGUCAUUGUUCACAGCAGCCGGGUUUCCUCAGUGAUAAUGCACAGUAAUGCAGUCGCUGCCAUGACGAGCAGCAACGCCAUCUCUUCGAGUCCCGCUGUUAACCAUUCCCCAAGAGAUGACAGCAAGCACUCGGAGAACCUCGGAAAAGUCCCCGGCAAGGUCAAAAGCCUGAAAGAGAAGAAAAAAAUCACCCCCUACAACAGGGCAGAAACACUCGAGGAGGCAAAAUAUGCUGCGAGUUCUGCAGCUCCUUUGAGUAAAAGCACUACUAGCGUUGUGGAGGAAACCAGUAAAACUGAAACAUAUAUCGCAAAACCCGCCUUGCCUGGAACAUCAACCAACAGUAAUGUUGCGCCUCUCUGCCAGAUAACGGUCAAAAUUGGGAAUGAGGCGAUCGUGAAGAGACACAUUUUAGGGUCCAAACUAUUUUACAGAAGGGGGAGAAGAUCCAAACAUGAGACGCAGGAAGAAAGUACAUUUCAAGAAAGCGUAACUGAACCAAAAGAGAGAAGCCCAGCCAGACGCAGCCGAUCCGAAUGUGUGGAAAUGAGUGAAAUGUUUGAUGAAGGGAGUGACCAGGAUUCCUCGGACAAGCCGUGGCGCCCGUAUUACAAUUACAAACCCAAGAAGAAAUCCAAACAAUUAAAGAAGAUGAAGAAGGUCAAAUGGAAGAAAAGGCACGGAAACAGGAGCCCAAGCGGCGAACAGGUGAACUCUAGUGACAUCGACUCUACCGUGAAAAAGAGCCCGAAGGAAAAAGUCACCGAAGGAGAAGAAAAUAAAGAGAUGCCCAAUCUUCACUGUGAGCUUUGUAUUGGGGAUAAAGCAACUCCUGGACAGCAAGGGCAGACCCACUGGCACCAUACCACAUCCAAGCCUCAUAUUUGUGAACUGUGCCAAAAGCAAUUCCAGAGCCCUUCCAAUCUCAAAAUGCACAUGAGAUGUCACACUGGAGAGAAGCCUUACUCUUGCAAAACAUGUGGAAGGUGUUUUUCAGUUCAGGGGAACUUACAGAAACACGAACGCAUUCAUCUUGGGGUCAAAGAAUUCGUCUGUCAGUAUUGCAGUAAGGCGUUCACUUUAAAUGAAACCCUCAAAAUCCAUGAAAGAAUCCACACAGGUGAGAAACGUUAUCGUUGUCAGUUCUGUUUGCAGAGCUUUCUGUAUCUGUCCACCAAAAGGAAUCAUGAGCAGAAGCACAUCCAUGAGCAUAAUGGAAAGGGCUACGCCUGCUUUCAGUGCCCCAAAAUUUGCAAAACAGCAGCCGCCCUGGGAAUGCACCAAAAGAAACAUUUAUUCAAAAGUCCCAAUCCCUCCGAGAAAAAAGAGGGUGGGGGCAAUGAAAUCCCUAAGUCCUUGGAGAAUCAACAUUUCACUGACUCAGCUGGAAACAAAAUGAAGGAAACCCUACAUACUAUGUCUGAAGAUGUUCUCCUUUGACUGACUGUGGUGGGAGACCCAAUAGACAAAGCUUUUCUUUUUCAUUUUAGGUGACAGACAAAAAUGGGUGAAGUAUAGAGGAAAUCAAAAUUGUGUAAGUUCCUGAAACAUGACACUUUUUCUUCCUAUCCAUAGGUUUCAGCAUUAACUAGAAAAGCAAAACGCACCAGAACAUAAAAACUGAGGCUUCGUAUUCCCCAAGUAUCGUGCAGGGGUAACUGAGAGUCUUAGCCACGAUAAUUCUGCCAGUGGGUACUUUGUAAUUUGAAAAAGAAAAACAAUCAGUCUAAUGCUCUUUCUGUUGAGCAUUGUUAGGAGCUGCCAAACUGGCUAUGAAAUACUGAACUUGAAUCACUUAAAAGAAGAUAAAGAGUUCAGAUGCCGUGAGAAUGUCAAAUUCACCAGUGUGUUAAAAGGUGAAUGAAAUAAGUCAUCAGUGCUUUCCCCCUCCCAUCCAAUUUCAAUACUGUUAAAAUUUUCAAAAGAUAAACUCUGGAUGUUGUAUGAAAUUCUACACGGUUGGGGGAAAAUUAUGAGGUGAGGAGAGAAAAGCAUACAUUCGUCGUCUUCUUGUAAAACAAACCUUGUAAAAAUAACAUGCACCCCGUAGUUUUACACUGUCCAGUUAGAAAAUGAAAGUGAUGGAGGGAAAAUAGGUCUCUAAAUGAGAAUUUGGGAAAAAAUAAUAAAGGGUAUUUUGGGUAUGACCAAACACCUAACUUAAGAACACAGCGUGUGCUACUGGAUAACGCUGCUCUCUUUGAAGUUCUGGCUGAUCCACUCUGGAGAUCUUGACAUCCGUGAUCGACGUGGUAUCCCCAAAGCUUGUUUUAUCACACUACUGAAUGUACCAGCAGCUAUUUAAACUGCUCGGGAUAGCUUCUGAAUAUCUCAUCUCACUUCGGAGAUGAAGAAGGGUCAGAUUUGGCUGGACAUGUGUGCAGUUUUGCAGGGACCAUUCAGAUCUCAGAAGGCUACCAUUUCAAGGCCGGCCCCUUCAAUCUCAAGAGCUCAAACAAAAUGUGACUUCCCCAGUUCUACUAGCCAAUGAACUGAAAUGCUUAAAGAAAAGUGAGCUCCUGGUAGAACUGCCAAGCUUUCUAUUGUGCCACAAGAUCCAGUCUCUUCACCAUGGGCCUUCUUGUGGAAAGAUUAGGGAGUCUACAUGAGCUACUUGGCAAGGAUGAGAUACUUGGGGAAACUGGAAUUUCUGUCUUCACGGAUCCACCUGGAUCGGCCAGAGGAAGCGAAACAAUCUCCUAAAUCGAAGCGUUAGCACUAUUUGACUCCUGGAUCAUGUGUGGAAAGGUGGGAUGUUGAAGGACGAAAGAGGCUUUCUGCUCCCCUACUUCUCUGACUCCUGUGAAAUUAAACCACCGAUCCAGAUGCCUCUUUUCAGUCUUAGGUAACAGAUACCCUGCCAGAGACCUCUGUGUGUCCCCUGACAUCAUUUCCAGCUGACGAGCACCCUUAAUGUUUUUCCCCCAAAGACUGACUAGUUGCUGCACGUGGUUGUUAUAUUAAAGAGGUUCACGUCGUUUCUUCCCUAGACGGUUCUGAUUUUCUGUACCUGCCAAAGAGAGGAUACAUUCCCAACUUGUCCCUUCACAUAAAAGCCACAUCUAGAAGCCAUCAUCCAAAAGCUCAAGGGGUGCCCUGCAAUCCCUGAAAUCAUUUGGGAGUACAUGGGGCCCUCCGGGAUGGUAUCUGGCACUGCCAUCUGCAGGACGAUCUCCUUCAUUCUACUCUGAAGUCUUUUGAAGAGGACUUUAGUUACACUGGGCAGGCAAGAACGCAUCUUAAAAAUCCAGAAAAGGAUGGGAUGGAAGCUGACCUUUCAUUUUGUAGUGCUUUGCUAUUAACCACAAUACUGCAGCCUCAUUAACCUCCUUGUUUCCACUUUCACUUUCAUGCAGUAUUAUAAAGGGCAAAAUACAAGUGAAUUUACGUGUUCUUUUAUACAUAACAUACAUGCACUAGUCAUUUACUUUGGGUUUUGUUUUAAAAGUUUUGUAAGAGACUGAGCUAAAAAGUCUUUGUUGAAAUAAUACCUACAGUAUUGGAUAGUUAAUCCUGUGGUCCACUGAUUCAUGCUACCCUAGAUGAGGGCUAUGUGUCCAGGACAAGUAUUUUAUUUCAUUAGUUCCUUUGGCUUCAGACAAUGCAAGUUGUGAAGUCACUAUUAUCAGUAGUGAAUUCUUCCAGUCUGCACAUGUGGGAUAUUUUCUAAGUGGACUUGUACGCUGAUAAUUCUAGACCAAAGUAAAUAUGGCAGAAUAUUUAUACAUGAAAAGAUAAUUUUACAGAUAUUUUCUAUAAUUGUAUCAUUCGUAAAUAAAAAUAAAAAUAAAAAUGCUGAUAGCUUGUGUUCGUUUUGGGGGAGGGUUGUAUAUUUUGAUUAAAAAAAAAAAUCAAAACCACAAAAAAAAAAACCUUGACUUUGUAAUUCUGUAUAUUCUAUACAGUUUCUAGCAGAGCAGUUUUAAGACAGCAUCUUAAUGUUUAUAGUCAAUUGUGGAAAAUUUAUUCUAAGUCCUAUGUUAAAGUAAUGAGUCGAGUACCAAUGACCAAAUUAGAACUGACAUAAAUGUAAACAAUGAACAUAUCGUAUGCUGUACAUGAUAGACAGUCACUUGCAAUGUUAUAGCAUCUGUAUUUUGUUUAGAAAAUAUUAUUAAAUGCAGAUGUAAAGGGUUGGAAAAGUCUAAUUUUAUUUUUAGAAAGAAUGAAUAUAAAUUUGGUUUUGCUUGAUUAAAAGCUGGCUUAUUCUGAUUUUUAGUCUCUCUUCAAAUAUCUCUGAAUGGUUCUUUUUGCACCAGCAGGCGCUAUGCUUUUACAGACUGAUGUUGAACAUUUGACUCACCCGCUGUAUUUCUGUUUCCUCGUUUGUUCAUGCACAGUGAAACGGCAACAUGGCAGUGACCUUCCAGAAUAGGACUAAGGAGGAACAUGGCAUUUUUAUGAGGUGGCACCAUGAAAGACAAAAUACUCUGGUAUUUUGGUUAAUUUUGAAGUAUGGUCCAUUGCACAGAGGUGUUUGAUAAAUGUUGGAAUGAAUGAAUAAAUGAAGAUGCUAAUACACGA
Molecule: messenger RNA, 7278 nt
Organism: Sarcophilus harrisii (Tasmanian devil)
Lineage: Eukaryota; Metazoa; Chordata; Mammalia; Dasyuromorphia; Dasyuridae
Gene: ZBTB38
Product: zinc finger and BTB domain containing 38
Exons: 5
Coding region: 559-4194 (1211 amino acids)
Biological process (GO): regulation of transcription by RNA polymerase II
Cellular component (GO): nucleus
Molecular function (GO): RNA polymerase II cis-regulatory region sequence-specific DNA binding; DNA-binding transcription factor activity, RNA polymerase II-specific; protein binding
Source: RefSeq, a predicted model, not a curated record